Molecule: messenger RNA, 1026 nt
Organism: Bemisia tabaci
Lineage: Eukaryota; Metazoa; Arthropoda; Insecta; Hemiptera; Aleyrodidae
Source: RefSeq, a predicted model, not a curated record
UUUUAACGGUGCUCAAUGAAUACAAGUCCACUUUACAUGAUCAAUUUUUCAUUAUAUGUUUAAGUGUUUACACUGUGUUGUGAUUUUGAAGAAGAGUCUAAUAAAACAAAUUCGUAAUGAGUGACAAAGAGCUAUUUACUAACAAUUAAUUUAUUAGUUACAACUUCUAUCAAAAAUGUUUGAAAGGGAUUUGAUGAAUAACAAAGGCUCUGCCUUUUGCUGUAAUCUCCUCAUUUUAGCGUUAAGUUUUUCUGAAGUCAAGAGCAGAGCUGAUUACUUUGAUGACGAUUACUUAGGUUACAAGAUUACAGACCUCAAAGCCGAUGUAGUCAAUUACCACCAAGCCCUGGAAAAGUUCGACAAGUCAAACAAUAGCUUCGACGCCUUAUCGGGAAGCCUCAGAUACUUCUUUAGGUAUGUGGACCUGACGCGACCGGACGAACUAACAUCCUUCAUUUUCUCAUAUUCCAAGCUGCGGCCGGACUUGUUUCCUCUGGUUCAAGAGAGACGAAGCGCUAAUGAGGGCCACGCUCAGCUAAAAUCAAACCUGUUGAUCAAGAGAAAGGACGGCACUUUCUUCCUGAUCUACCCAAAUCGACCCAGCAUCGAUUUCCUGUCGGCGAGGCUGAAGCAAGAUGAGGACGGGCUCUGGGCCUAUGAUGGGGUGAACGAACCAAUCAAGAAUUGGGUGUUGGUAACCAUGUACUGGCGCAAAAAGUAUCCGCACGAAUAUUUCCGGAACGUGACGGUCGACUUUCGCUGGGAUAAGCUCGAUGAUGAUACUAACUUUGCGACAAGGGUACAGGCCUUUGACAGGCCAAAGUUUGAAUAAAUUCUUCUCUGUAAGUGAAAAAACACCGUCAUCUGAAAAUCGCUCCAAGUUAUUAUCAUAUUUAUUCGUCUGGCAACUCAUCUUUUCGAUUGAAUCUCAGCGUACAGUAUGAAGCAUUAAAAACAUCGAAAUUUUUUAACCGCUUAUCCAGUUUUUCCGCUAAUACAGAAAAAGAGUUCUUACCUUAAGGCAAA